Molecule: messenger RNA, 1866 nt
Organism: Haliotis rubra (blacklip abalone)
Lineage: Eukaryota; Metazoa; Mollusca; Gastropoda; Lepetellida; Haliotidae
Product: thymidine kinase 2, mitochondrial-like
Exons: 11
Coding region: 493-1422 (309 amino acids)
Cellular component (GO): mitochondrion; cytoplasm
Molecular function (GO): deoxynucleoside kinase activity
Source: RefSeq, a predicted model, not a curated record
UGGAAAUGACGGAGACCCACGUGUCAUCAAAUCUCCGCGCAGCGUCAAAACGAAGUGAUCGCAGUUGUUUUACUUCACCCGCGGUGCUGUGGCGAGUUUCGAACAUGCGCGCCAAGUGGAUAGUGUUGCGAAAGGGACAUGCAAUCACCAACUGGCCACAUCACUGUGCAAAUAUGUGACAUGUUUGUAAUUGAGAAGUCGAAGAUAAUCGGAACAUGCAGACCGAAGUGAAAUGUACUUGUCUUCCUGAUAUUGGAAGAGUGCAUUGCAGUAGACGAAAUCGAACGUGAUGAUAUGUAGAUUAUUGCUUGUAUUAUAUAAACGUUAUCAGUUUUAUUUUUGAACACGAGUCAGUUCGUAGAUGAGAAGACUUUUUGUUCUGUUAUUCAAAUCGUGGCGAAACAAACCCCACGGUCUCUGUUUUUACAGUCAAUCGAUUGAUGGAAAUGCUUGGAGGUUGUUUACAAUAUUAGUUCGUCAAGUUUCCAGCAGAUGUCGUGGCGAAGAUUGACCAAUCAACGUACAGCAAGUGACAGCCUGGCGGUUUUUACGAUUGUGGGAACCGCCUUCACACGGAUUUGCGCCAGAAGAUUUUUUUGUGGGGAUCAGCCGACACGAUCGAAAAAAACCAAAACGUCAUCAGGAACGUCAUCUAAACGAUUUGAAGAAAUGUUGGGGACGUUCGAAAACUUCAGAAAUAUGAAAUUAAAGACACCUGUACAUGGUGCUGCAGAUGACUACAUCAGGGAUGUGCAAAAGGAGUUCUCUGUGUCUCCAGAUCAGAAAAACUUUACGGUUUCUGUGGAGGGGAACAUUGGAUGUGGGAAAACUACACUCCUGGAAUACUUCCAGCAAUCCGACAGUGUCCAGGCACUACAAGAGCCAGUGGAGCAGUGGACCAAUAUACAGGGACAUAAUGCCUUGGGUCUAUUGUAUGAAGAUCCUUCAAGAUGGAGCUUCUCCUUCAAUAUGUAUGCUCAACUGACCCGCAUCAAGAUGCACACUAAGCCUCACACCAAACCCAUCAAGAUGUUGGAGCGUUCCCUGUACAGCACCCGCUACUGCUUCGUGGAGAACAGCUACCGCAGCCAAACUAUUAACGGGCUGGAAUAUGCAAUACUGACAGAAUGGUUUAACUGGCUGUCAAAAACACAGAAAGCAGAGUUAGAUCUCAUUGUGUAUUUGCAUGCUGACCCAGAAGUGUGCUAUGAGCGUAUCAAAAAGAGGUCACGGAAGGAAGAGUCGUGUGUGCCAAAGACACUCAUUGAUGACAUCCACGACCUACAUGAAGACUGGCUGGUGAAGCAGACGUUAGGCUCCAUCCCUGCUCCUGUGUUGAUUCUAGAUGCCAACCGUGGAUACGACAAGAUGAAGUCCUUGUAUGAAGACAAGCGUCAGGAGAUUCUAUGUGGACAUGUAUAGUAGAAGAUAGACUCAUGUACAUAGUGACUGUAGUAGUGCAAUGAACACCUGAAAACUGACAUUAGUCAGGUCAUGUGUGACUGGGUCACAGACCACUUAUAUAGGUCUGAGGUCAUGUGUGACUGGGUCACAGACCACUUAUAUAGGUCUGAGGUCAUGUGUGACUGGGUCACAGACCACUUAUAUAGGUCUGAGGUCAUGUGUGACUGGGUCACAGACCACUUAUAUAGGUCUGAGGUCAUGUGUGUCCAUAAGGAUUGUGUGUUUGGGUGCAGGAAGACAUCUUGUUAUGGCCAAAACAAAAAAACAACACAACCUCAAAAUGCAAUUCACCAAGUCAAGAAAACUAUCAGUUCACUUAAAACAAGUAUUUAUGGAUGACAACUUCUUUUAUUCUAGAGCAAGACAUUUCGAUACAGGUUCUUGUAUCAUUUUCUUACUACG